AUUAGACUAAAAAACUCUAUUGAAUAUCAUAAGAAAUUGAGAAUGGAUCAAAACAACCUUUUAAGAAGAUGUACUAUCAAGUUUUGUUAGACACCACUUACACCUAAUAAUACCCUCACAAUUUUCUGCCAACAUAUAAUUAUUUUCAUAUUUUAUAUUUUAAUUAUUGUUUAUUUAAAAAAUAAAAUAAUAAAACUUGUGUGGGAUGUGUGAUUCUUUCUUCUAUAUAUAUAAUAGCUAUAUAGUUGCUUUUAGCUAGACCUAAUUUUCUAUAGGGUAUAGACACUCGAAUCCUGCUCUGAGUAACUCACGUGACCACAUAUAUACUUCUAUAUAUAUAUACAUAUAUCAAUCAAGUAGUAAAAAACCCAGUUGAGAAACAUCAUGGCCUAUAAUAAGUUUCCAAGUACAACAACAACAACUGAUCAGUAUUGUUGUAGCUCAUCUUUUGAUUCAAAUAAGAAUAAUAAUAAUAGUAAAGAGAUGAGGAAGAAGAAGGGUAAGAAGAAGAAUAAUAAAGUUUGUGGUGGUGUGAAACUGUCUACGGAUCCUCAAAGCGUUGCGGCUCGAGAAAGAAGACACAGAAUAAGCGAGCGUUUUAAGAUCUUACAGAGUUUGGUCCCAGGCGGAGCAAAGAUGGACACUGUUUCAAUGCUCGAAGAGGCAAUUCACUACGUCAAGUUUCUCAAGGCUCAGAUAUGGCUUCAUCAAACCAUCAUUAAUCACAAUAAUCAUCAUGAUCUUCUUCUUGAUUAUGAUGAUGACGUGGCCCUUGCCCCAGCUGCUACUACUAUUCAUAAUAAUAAUAAUUCCAUGUACCUUAGUACUCCACCUGAUCAUCAUAAUCAUCUUAUUAAUCAUUAUAAUCGUGUGUAUGCUACUCCACAGAAUGAUUAUCAUGGGUCGUCGACCACUACUACCACCACUACAACUGUGGUUCCUCUUCCUCCUCCUCCUCCUGCUGACGUCAUCAUGCCGUAUCCUCCUCCUCCUCUUCCUCAUCAAGAUUAUUAUUCUUGCUUCCAAAACCAAGAUACGAUGUCGUUUAAUAAUCAUGAUUUUAUUAAUUAUUAGCUA
This is a messenger RNA of Cannabis sativa, 1077 nucleotides long. Its product is annotated as transcription factor SPATULA. Bases 385 to 1074 code for a protein of 229 amino acids. The record is from RefSeq and is a predicted model, not a curated record. Gene Ontology annotation, biological process: regulation of DNA-templated transcription. The transcript has a single exon. NCBI's taxonomy places the organism in Eukaryota, Viridiplantae, Streptophyta, Magnoliopsida, Rosales, Cannabaceae. Gene Ontology annotation, molecular function: protein dimerization activity; DNA-binding transcription factor activity.